AUGGAGGCCGUUAAGAGACAGAGACGAGCUAACAGAAUGUCCUUCACGAAGGUGCAUAAUGCUUUCGCAGCAACAAUGCAAGAAGACACGUCUACACGAGAAGAAAAGAUCGUUGCGUUCCAACUUUUGGAAGCCAAGAUGACGGAGCUGAACGAGGCGCACGUGGCGUUUAAUAACGCACUGUUUCAGUCCGACCUUGACGACGAGGCCAUUGCAAAAGAGUUGGAAACGGAUGAUGUGUACAAAACAAACUUUUUGAAGGCCAAAUUAAAUAUGGCCGAUCUUCUGGGCACAUCAGAGCCUCAUCAUAGGGUCCCCGCCGGGGCUGAGAAAAAAAUAAUGAAACUCCCGAGGAUAGAACUGCCCAAAUUCAACGGCAGUGUAAAGGAAUGGCUCCCUUUUUGGAGCCAAUUCAAGAAAAUCCACGACGACCAGACGAUUGGUAGAGGGGAUAAGUUCCAAUACUUGCUACAGGCCAUAGUUGCGGGGUCCAGAGCCAGCGAACUGCUGCUGGGGCAUGUGUUGCAAAAUGCUGUGAAAGGGAACAAAAGGCCAUCGCUCGCGAGCCUCUAUGAUAAGUUAGAAUCCUAUAUUCGCGCGCUUGAGACACUAGGGGUCGCGACGGACAAAUGUGCCGCGAUGCUGUACCCGUUGGUAGAGUCAUCUCUUCCGGAAGAGGUGUUACGGGCAUGGCAGCGCAACGGACAGCGAGAAGCGGCGAACGCGAACGAGGAAGGAGAGACAAAGGAUCGGUUGACGAGAAUGCUGACUUUCCUGCAGUGCGAAGUGGAGAACGAAGAACGUAUAGACAUGGCUCUACAGAGCUUCCAAAUCUCCACGGAAGGAGAAGGAUGCAGGAGACCGGAGAACAAGCCGGAGUCGACCAAGGAGCCCUGCUGA
Molecule: messenger RNA, 900 nt
Organism: Dufourea novaeangliae
Lineage: Eukaryota; Metazoa; Arthropoda; Insecta; Hymenoptera; Halictidae
Exons: 2
Coding region: 1-900 (299 amino acids)
Source: RefSeq, a predicted model, not a curated record